CCCGAAGCGCCUCGGUCCAGCCGAAUAACCCUGCCGCGCUCAGAGUGGCCGACUGUUUUCACGAGAUGGAGCGGCCAGUGAAGGAGCAGUAUCCGUGGGUGACCUCGGACAGACGCGACUACAGCUGGCGAGGCAUCAGGUCAAAGGCCUUCAACCUGGUGAGCCUGCUGCUUUUCCUGUGGCGGGCGUCGGCCUUCUACGUGCUCUACGUGACGCGCCAGCUGCUGGACCAGGCGCUGAACCUGCUGUUCGAGUGGGCGUACCGGCGACCGCGCCCUCCACUGCCGCCACCGCGGCAGUCGCUUCUCCGACUCUCGGUCAGCCAGCUGGCGGACAAGAUCCGCGCGCGUCAGCUGACCAGCGAGCUGCCCCGCUUCGCCGAGGCGCUCGCCGAGGCGCGCGCCGCUGACGCCGAAAUCGCCCUGCUGCACAAUCAGCUGCUGGCCGAGACGCAGGACGCGCAUGAGUCCGACCGGCAGCUGCUGGUGGGCCCGCUCAGCCAGCACGCCGAGGACCUGCGCCUGGUGGCGCAGAUUAUGGCGCACGGCCCGGUGGCCGCCGCUCGGCUGCGCGAAACCGUGCCCGUCGCGCAGCUGCGCGUGCUCCGCGCCGACUUGCCUGCGCUGCUGGCCAGCGUGGUGCCGUGUGGCCAGAGCGGUGCUGGCCUGCCGCUGGCCGUGCAGGCGGUGGCGGCGCCCGGCGCCGACCACCUCUGCCUGGCGGCGGCCGAGGCGCUUCGGGACGAGUGGGGCGCCGCCGAGCCGGUCUGGGCCGCCGUGGAGACCGGCGACAGUCCGCCGGGUGCGCCCGCCUCGUAG
Messenger RNA from Pollicipes pollicipes, 818 nucleotides. RefSeq lists its product as uncharacterized. The transcript has 6 exons. Bases 66 to 818 code for a protein of 250 amino acids. The record is from RefSeq and is a predicted model, not a curated record. Gene Ontology annotation, cellular component: endomembrane system. Lineage: Eukaryota; Metazoa; Arthropoda; Thecostraca; Pollicipedomorpha; Pollicipedidae.